UGUCUUCUAUUGUCUCCUUCCUGGGAAUGUUUUUGGUCUAGAGGAUGACCACAGCCUCGUGGGUUCGGACGGAUGACUACUUUGUGGGAGCGGUAAUCGGGGAAGGGUCGUUUGGCCGUGUUGUCCAUGGACGGCACAAAGUGGACGGUCGCGAUGUUGCCAUCAAAGUCGUCGACAAGCAUUCGCUCGUGAGGAAUCCCGCUUGGAGAGACUCUGUUCUGCAAGAACAACGACUCCUACGCGAGCUCCGUAGCUGUAACCGUAUAGUACAGCUGUACUCGUCGUUCCACGACGCGGAAUGCCUCUACCUGGUGCUAGAGUGUUGUCGUGGCGGCGACCUCCAAGGUCUUUUGCGACAACAACAGCUACACACGGGAAUGCACGUCUGCGUGGACACCCAAUGGCAGCAGAGCGUCUCGUACUAUGCGAGAGAAAUAUGGAUGGCCCUCGCGUUCCUUCACGAUCGAGAAAUAGUACACGCAGACGUUAAACCCAGCAAUAUUCUCCUGACCGAGCGGGGUGAGGUUCGACUCGCCGAUUUUGGAGCCGCUGUGGAUCUUGCGCGUAAUCGCAACAAGAAAGAAAGCAUUGGGGAUCAGCCCGUGUGCUACCAAGGGUCGACCAGUUACGCCAGUCCCGAGAUCAUUCGCGGAAACCCACUGUGUCGUCUGACAAUCGCCGUUGACUUGUGGUCGUACGGUUGUCUAGUAUAUGCCAUGUUUGCAGGCGGGUCUCCGUUUACGGCAGAAACGGGUCUUUUGGUUGUGGAAAGAGUUGGAAGGUAUAUAAAAUCCGACUUGGAGGUAAAAAAAGAAUAUUUUCGAUACCUUCCCGAGAUUUGGAAAAGUUUGGUGCUAUCUCUUUUGGAACCAAGUGCCGAGCUCAGAAUCAAGGCUCCCACGACUGCCAACUUAAACGAUGCUUCCUGCGAUCUUUGGAGAGAGGCAACCUUAAAUUUCCAGAACCUCUGUCUUCCUGCAAAGCCAAAUUGGCUACAAUACACAAACACAAUGAAGGACGGCAAGUUAGGCUGGAGUGUUUUCUUGGUUUGA
This is a messenger RNA of Phaeodactylum tricornutum CCAP 1055/1, 1052 nucleotides long. RefSeq lists its product with no specific name. The coding region runs from base 45 to 1052 and encodes 335 amino acids. The transcript has a single exon. Gene Ontology annotation, molecular function: protein serine/threonine kinase activity; ATP binding. Gene Ontology annotation, biological process: peptidyl-serine phosphorylation; intracellular signal transduction. NCBI's taxonomy places the organism in Eukaryota, Bacillariophyta, Bacillariophyceae, Surirellales, Neidiaceae. The record is from RefSeq and is a predicted model, not a curated record.